UUGGUCCCUCCACAAUAGUUUUACGACAUUCUUAAAAGUGUUCAUUUGGCAAAAUGGAGCGCUGGUCAAAUCGAGUGGCCAUAGUCACGGGGGCUAGCUCUGGUAUUGGGGCAUCCAUAGCUAAGCUCUUGGUCGAAAAUGGUCUGAGAGUGGUUGGAGUGGCUCGCCGCGUGGAAAGAGUUCAAAAAUUGGCCUCUGAGCUGAAGGGAGGAAAAGGUGAAUUGCACGCAGUGCAAGGCGAUGUUACUGUUGAGGAGGACGUGAAAAGAGUGGUCCAAUGGACGAGGCAGAAUCUUGGAGGAGCUGACAUCCUCGUCAACAACGCCGGCGUCGGCCGACCUGGAAAAAUCUGUGAACAGAGUACCGAAAACAUUAAAGUUAUACUUGACACAAACGUGAUUGCUUUGACAAUUUUCACGAGGGAGGUUGUCCAAGAUAUGAAGUCGAGAGGAAUUUCGGAUGGCCAUUUUUUCAACAUUAACAGCAUUUGUGGACAAUAUAUCCCAGAACUUCCUACUGGCUAUAUUUACACAGCUAGCAAGCACGCUGUCACGGUGCUGUCGGAGGGUCUUCGUAGAGAGCUCAGGGAUAUGCAGACUAAGAUCAGGGUCACGAGUAUUAGUCCAGGCAUGGUGAAAACGGAAAUAGGCCGCGCCCCAGGUGUGUCAGAAGAGGUGGCCGCAAAGAGAUACGAGGGAAAACCGCAUUUGCAGCCAGAGGAUGUUGCACAAGCUCUGCUAUACGCUUUGCAGGCACCACCUCACGUCCAGGUGCAUGAAAUAACUAUUCGUCCGACUGGAGAAAUCAUCGUGUGAAAACCGCUCUCAACAUAGUAUUAAUUAAUGAAAUUAUGUAGUCCUUUAUUAUAAAUCGACCAAUUAAUU
Cloeon dipterum is the source of this 884-nucleotide messenger RNA. RefSeq names its product dehydrogenase/reductase SDR family member 11-like. The transcript has 6 exons. NCBI's taxonomy places the organism in Eukaryota, Metazoa, Arthropoda, Insecta, Ephemeroptera, Baetidae. Bases 54 to 815 code for a protein of 253 amino acids. The record is from RefSeq and is a predicted model, not a curated record.